UACGUCAUCUUUAGUCAUAUGAUCUCGACUCAGUGUUGCGCCAUUUUGUUCGAGACGAGAAAACUGGGACCUCUCCGCGAAAAGUGGUUUUUAGCUCGAAAAAUCGACAAUUAGGCAGACUGUCAGGCGAUUUUAGGUUGGAAGAAUCUAAAAGAAUUUUGCAAUCAUGUCAUCAAGGAAAAAGGUUUUGUUGAAAGUCAUCAUCCUCGGAGACAGUGGUGUUGGCAAGACUUCCCUGAUGAACCAGUAUGUGAACAAGAAGUUUAGUAACCAGUACAAGGCCACCAUUGGCGCAGACUUCCUCACAAAAGAAGUCAUGGUGGACGACAGACUGGUAACCAUGCAGAUCUGGGACACAGCAGGACAGGAGAGGUUCCAGAGCCUGGGUGUGGCGUUCUACCGAGGAGCUGACUGCUGCGUGCUUGUGUACGACGUGACCAUGCCCAACACGUUCAAGUCGCUGGACUCUUGGCGAGACGAGUUCCUGAUCCAGGCCAGCCCCAGGGACCCCGAGAACUUCCCCUUCGUGUUGCUCGGCAACAAGGUCGACUUGGACAACAGAGCAGUCUCGACCAAGCGGGCGUCAGGCUGGGCCUCCAGUAAGAACGACAUCCCGUACUUCGAGGUGAGCGCGAAGGAAGCCAUCAACGUGGAGCAGGCAUUCCAGACCAUCGCCAAGAACGCCCUCGCCCAGGAGACGGAAGUGGAACUCUACAACGAGUUUCCCGAUCAGAUCAAGCUCACGAACGACGCAAAACAAAAGAACGAGGGCUGUGCCUGUUAAGUCUCGUCAGGAAAAAAACAAAAAACCUGAACCCUUUUCUCGCCUGUGGAUGGCAUGUCCUCUGCCCUAUGACCCUUACCCUUUCACCCUUACCCUUUGACAUGCGUGUCCACAGGAGAAAUGGGGUCAGGUCAGUGGAUAGUUUGUAAUUACUUGGGGUUUUGUCAGGUCCAAUGAGGGGAACUGAACAUUUUUUUUUUGAUACUGCACUAAGGCCACCACUUGCACACACAAUUGUACAAAGAGUUGCUGAGUUAUCAAGUGAAACACUGCAAAAGCAUGUUCAACCAAGACAAGAAAACAACAACUGCCCAUAGCACUAUAACUGGCUUGAAUAACGAAGGCACAACUUUUAGAACAUUGAAGCUCAUUGUUAAGAAUUGCAUGACCAGGAAGACACGCGUGUCAGUUAAGAAACGGUCCAUUUUGACCUGUCAAUCUUUCCCAAGCUCACAGGAACUUGGGCUUGUCUUGCACCCCACACAGUAAUUGUUAGUUGACAGUGAAGUUACCAGAAGUAUAUAUUGUGAGGCUAACCCUAUCUCGAGCCCUGUGGGCUAGACCUAAACACUUUAAUACAGGUGCCGCUUCUGCCAGAGAGUUCACAACAGAAUUCAUGCACAGCCUGGAUAGACUUUGACGAAAGUUUGCAAAUGUUUGUUGAAAAAAUGAAAGGAAAGUAAGGCCUUUGUAAUACUUCUUUGGAAAAUCAGAAGGCACACAAAGAAUUAGAGUGAUAUGGUCGGAAUUUCUAGAAAAGGGUUUUCAAACUUCUCUCUUGAAAUUGAACAACAAUUUCUGAAGACUUGUCAUGCUGCACCUGGUUUUAAAUGAAUUCUGUUUGUGCAGAUUUCGUGCAGAAAAAGGCGGUAACCAUUCUUUCAAGAGGCUUCCCAAAAGAAACGGUAAAGAAGACAAGUUGAAGGAGUGUGGGUGACAAACAUGUUGGACACUUCUGAUCAACUUCUGCAGAAAUAUUUCCUAUUCUUAUGCUAAAAUGUGCAGCAAAUGCAAACAACACUUCAGCAUAUCAUGUAUGUGUACGUGUGAUCUAAGUGGUGGCAGUGUAAGGAAUAGUAUAUUUAUGAUUACAUCUAAAUACAUUGCUUGUUCAUAUUGAAUCCUGACCAGACAACAAAAAAGACGAUAGACAAAAAAAACUAACAAUGAGUCAAUAAUUAGAUACAAAAGUUGAUGUACCUUCUAUAUCAUGAUUGUAUAUGUACCCCAUUUAACACAUAGCGGGAAAUUUUGCAUUGUAAAUGACAGUUUUUGAUCGACGUGGUAUUGGAGAUGUGAAUGGUUUAAAAAUGCACAAUUUUGUUGUGGGGAAAAAAGAGUUGAAAACUCGCAGUUGAGAGGACUUGAUGUUCCUUACAGGGGUGAGAGCACACACAGGGCAGUUUCAUUUAUAUUAUUGAGAGGGAGGGAUGAAAAAAAUACACAAAUACUCCCAACCCUUUACACCUUUUACAUUUUUGUUUGAAUCAUUUAAAAGUCAACACCUUCCCCGUUACCUAUACUUUGAUUCGUCAUACCCAUACCCCCUUAUUUCUUGUAUACCCCCCUCCCCGUACCCCCCAAAAUCUCUCUGAAGAAGUAGCCUUUGUUCUGUGUGCUCCGGGUAAGAUAGAGAACGCACCACACCGACUGUUGGUAUAAAUAGUGUUGUAUGAAUACUGGUAGUUGUAAUCAUGCUUUUUCUAGUGAGCGUAAUUCCCUUGUGUAUCAUACAGUGAUAAGAUUUGACUUAAAUUUCUUUUGUCUAUAUAAAAUAAUGUGUAAGAGGAAUACGAAAAUGGCACCUGCUGUCGAGAAUUUCAAACCUUCACACCAAGACAAUUUCAAUUCUCUCAAGCUGAAUGUAGAAAUAGUCUGCUUGCCAGUUUUAUGAAUUUUGCUUUAUUAGACUAGAUAUGUAUGAUCUAGAAAUGUACUUCAUGUAAAAUCUGGGAAAUUCAGAUCUUGCAUUGCUACCUAGCUACAUGUAGGCUUGUUGCCCCCAGGCAUGCUAUGAAGGCAUUAUUGCUGACUGAAUCAACAGUGGUUCCAAAAGAUGCCCAAAACCUGUCCCAACAUUUUUGACAAAUACCAUAAUAUGUGAAUGAUAAUGGUAACACAUACAGUGUAGCUUCGCCUUGGAAGGAAAUGAGUUUUUGUGUAGCACAGAAGGCCUACACAGAAUGGAACACUGUAUCUGGUAACAGUGAGUAUACAGGUGGUACAACAAUUUGUCCAUUUUCUGCAUGUAAGGUCUGCAGAUGUUGCUUUCGAAGAUGCACAACUUCACCUGUAUCUGUAGUUUUCAGGAACGACUGUCCAGGCAAUGUCUAAAUUCGCGAAUUCUUCCAGAGAUUUGAUUUUGUUUUGUCCGAUUCAUGUUAGAGGUGUGUUUAUGCCCACAGACAGAGGGUCCCUUCGUUUAUGGCUGUAUGUGUAUUUCUUAAUAUACAAUAAACUCGUAGUUCCUCAAA
Messenger RNA from Branchiostoma belcheri (Belcher's lancelet), 3258 nucleotides. Its product is annotated as ras-related protein Rab-7a. NCBI's taxonomy places the organism in Eukaryota, Metazoa, Chordata, Leptocardii, Amphioxiformes, Branchiostomatidae. The record is from RefSeq and is a predicted model, not a curated record. Gene Ontology annotation, biological process: phagosome-lysosome fusion; endosome to lysosome transport. Gene Ontology annotation, molecular function: GTPase activity; GTP binding. Bases 167 to 784 code for a protein of 205 amino acids. The transcript has 5 exons. Gene Ontology annotation, cellular component: lysosome; late endosome; phagocytic vesicle.